UGCUUUGAAAUGGGACUCAUGUACAAAGACAUAGUUACGAUUCUUGCCACAGAGUGUGGAAUUGUAAUUUCUUUCCGUCAUUUGAAAAGGCUGCUCAGACAGCAUGGCCUGUCAAGGAGAAAAAACUACAGUGACAUCGGUGAGGUUGUAGACUUUAUUCUAAAGCAGGUCGAGGGAUCGGGUCGUCUGCAUGGCUACCGAUGGAUGUUUGAAAAAUGUCGGGCACAUCAUAUCAAUUGUAAAAAGGAAGAUGUAAGGAUAAUCCUUGGAGUUGUCGACCCAGAAGGGACAACUCAGAGGAGAAGGAGAAGACUGAGGCGACGUCAGUAUUCAUCCAAAGGGCCAAACUUUUUGUGGCAUCUGGACAGCUACGACAAACUGAAAGCAUUUGGAAUAUGCAUUAAUGGCUGCAUCGAUGGGUUUUUCAGGAAAAUAAUGUGGAUGAACGCCUACCACACUUCAUCAGACCCGAAGGUGAUUGGAGGGUACUACAUAGAAAAGGUGUCAGACAUCGGAGGAUGUCCAUCUGUUGUACGUGGGGAUCUAGGUACCGAGAAUGGAUAUGUGCGUGACUUUCAAAGGUUCUUCCGUGAGGACGACGAAGAUGGCAUGGCGGGCAUUCGCAGUUAUCUAGAAGGUCCAAGCACCGCCAAUCAAAGGAUCGAGUACUGGUGGUCCUUCCUUCGAAGGGAGUGCAUGGAAUUUUGGAUCUAUUUUUUUCGCGAUUUGCAAGAUGACGGUGAUUUCAUUGGCAAUUUCGUAGAUGUCAAUCUCCUACGGUUUUGUUUCUUACAUCUUAUCCAGGCUGAGCUUGAUGAAGUGGUAGAUGUAUGGGAUCGGCAUCUCAUUAGACCAUCGAGGAACGUCCAAGCUCCUAGCGGCCGCCCAAACAUCAUGUUCAACUUGCCGUCUUUGUACACUACAAGAGAUUAUCUGCAUGGUGUGAGCCAGGAACGUAUGCAAGCAUGCAAAGAGGAAUGUGUUUUCAGAAAAACAAUACCAUGUGAUGAAGACAUCUUUGAACUCUGUUGCAUCGUGAUGAAUGAAGUUGGGUACGAGUAUCCAAGAGACCGACACGGUGCUCGACUUCUUUAUGUAGCUCUUCGACGUGAGAUAACACACUUGCUUAACAAUUAAUUCUGUCUGAAGGUGCAGCAGCUAUAGGUUCAAACCAACUUAACCAAGGAAUACAAACAAUGCCUGUUCAUGUGGGUGUGUUUUAAGUUUUUCCUUUUUGUUCUUCUUAAGGAAAUAAGCAUAGUCUAAUUGCCUUCUCGCCAAUCAUUGGUUUUGUACACAGUUUGACCUAGAUUAUCUGGCCACUAUCUGGCAAGGAAUUUUUUUUUCCUCACUCUUUGCUUCAAGAUUGAGGGAAAGUUUCUUACUUUGUUUUAUUUAAAUUUUGUACAAACAAAAUGAAACAAGUCUGGAACAAAAGCUUGCCAUUUAAAUGUAUAAGUUUGUUCAUAUACCAGUUUAAUUAAGUAAUAGGAUAUGCUCUAUAUAGAGACAUGUUGUCUAGGACUUGUCUCUCAUAUAUGGCCAAAUCAAUUAUCUGGAUGAAGGCCGGUCCCGACCAGAUAACCGAGGUCGAACUAAAAUAAUUCAGCAAUGAGUCAAUGGAGGUUUACAUUUCAAAGUGAUGGACAAGUAUUGAUUUCUUGUAACUUUUUAUUGAAAUUAGAAAAAAAGAUUGACACAGAUCUCGGUACAAAAUCUAUAAGGACUACAUAGGCACUCUGUAGGCAUCUUAAGCAUUUUAUUGAAGUUUUUCAUACUCAACUUUCUUACUGCUUUGUUCGCCUUGGACAUAUUGUAAUUGUUCUGUUCAUGUCAUAUUACUACAUGUAAUUAAAUCAACUUGAUUAUCUUCCAGACUUGCCUUUGAUGUUCUAUGUGUUAUACAUACAACUCGGACUCAUGGACUCAGUAGCAUUAUGGCACUGCAUGGGCCAGCAGCUGUGGGUAUGCGUUACUUGUGACCAUCUAAUUAAGGCCCCAAAGUUUAAAACAAAAAACAUAUAUUGACCCUAUAUGGAAAGUGGCACUGAACCAAACAAAUUUACUGUGGACUGUGGAGCCCUACAAGUACAUGUAUGUUACCAAAAACACACAUUCAAUGGAAUCUGCAAGUGGGACAAUGUACAUGGUUAUUUUCAAGAUUGGUAGAUAGUGAAACACAGCAAAAUGAAAGUCGUAUCAUUAAUUCUUCUUAAACCAACUUGUUCCAAUAACAUAUUUAAGUAAACAAAAGAAAAUUCUCUGUUUUUUUAUAAUAUGCCUUGGACCAAUAACAAUAAAACACAAAAACGCCAUAAACGUUCUUUCACUAUGGUCAUUUGGUCCAGUUAAAAUUAACAACAUGAAGGAUUCUCUUGGUACUUUAUGAUAUGCCUUAACCAAACAACAUUAAAACACAACACCAUAACUGUUCUCAAAGCAAUACGCCUACCUACCAUGUUCAUGGUUAUUUGCAAGAUUGGUAGAUAGUCAAAACACAACAAAAUGAAAGUCCUAAUAACCCGUUGAAGACUAGUCCUGAUUAUACUCCGGCUGGGGUCUACGGGAAAUGUGUGUUAUAGCAAAAUAAGCUCGUCUUCAACGGGUCAAUUCUUCUUUAACUAACUUUUUCCAAUAAUAUACCGUAAAGUAAACGAAUUGAAGGUUCUCUUGGUUCUUCAUUAUAUGCCUUGGACCAAUAACAUUAAAACACAACACCAUAUUAAACCCAUUUGAUCCGAAUAAAACAUGGCAUGAAGGUUCUCUUGGAUCUUCACGAUACAUGUAUAUCCUUGGGUCCAACAUUAAAACACACCACCCUGAAUGUUCUUUUCAUGUCACUUCAUAAACCCACUUAAUCCAAUAUCCUUGAACACCGGGGGGGGGGGAGGGGGGUACAUGCCUAGUAAGGUAUACACAGUACAGGAGUGUGACGCUCUAAUGGGCGACUUUUUGGCCCAAAAAAUUAUACUAUAUAUUUUUGCCCAUUUCGUCGAUAAAUUGCACAAAAAGGUAAUUAUUCUUAAUAAAACCCCUAAUAAUGGGUUCCCUUCUCCGCCAAAAUGAACCUUAACAAGUGGAAUGCCUCUGGCCGUCUCACCUGCAUCACGCGAUUCAAUAUAGCAGCAGUGCUGAUUUUGAAAACUACUAUAACUCGCACAAGAUGUUCAGUGAUACUUGGUUACUCUUAUUUCUACGUUUUAUGAACUAGACCCAUACACUUAUAGAGAUAUGAUGGUAAUUCAACAUAUACCCCCAACGUGGCCAAAGUUCAUUGACCUUACAUGACCUUUGACCUUGAUCAUGUGACCUGAAACUCGUACAGGAUGUUCAGUGAUACUUGAUUACUCUUAUGUCCAAGUUUCAAGAGAAAGAUCCAUCAACUUUCCAAGUUAUGAUGGUAAUUCAACAGAU
Molecule: messenger RNA, 3414 nt
Organism: Lytechinus pictus (painted urchin)
Lineage: Eukaryota; Metazoa; Echinodermata; Echinoidea; Temnopleuroida; Toxopneustidae
Exons: 2
Coding region: 10-1137 (375 amino acids)
Source: RefSeq, a predicted model, not a curated record